AUGGCUGAUCUUGCUUUUAUCCAAAAAGAAAUUGAACUAAGUCCCCCCCUCCGUGAGUGAACAAAAAUUUUUUUAUGAAAAAAAAAAUUUGAUAUAUAAGUGAUAAUUAGUAUAAUGAAAUCUCAAGCUAAUUCUGUUUAAUUUUAAACAAAUUGCGUUUUAAAACAUAAAUUUUAUAAAUUAAAUUAAUAUUUGUUUCCUAAUUUUUUCAGAUUAGGAUUUUUUUUAAAAUUUCGAAAAAAAUGUUUUUCUAUAAAAUUUAUAUAUAAAUUUUUUAAAAAAAAAAAAUAGCCAACUCCGUGAGUGAACAAAAUUAUUUUAUUCACUCACGGAGGGGGGGAGAGUAAGGCAAAAUUAGGCAAAUAUUAAAUAUGGCUAGCCAGUCUGCUCUCUUAGCACCUGAAAAUGAUGAUGGCAGUCUGUAAUAUGCAUCCAAUUGGGUUUUGAUUGAUUUAGUUGAGUGCUAUGUCGGAAAAGGCCGAUCGCAGUUCGCAUUCAGGUAAAGAUGCUAUUUCCGAGGAAGAUGGAUUUUCGGAGUUGGAAAAGGGAGGCCCAGCAUAGCCAUCGCACUCUAAUAGCCAAUCUGGCAGUUUCCCCAGGCGAUAUUAGGCAUUCGUCCUGCAUACAAGAUCCAUUUUGGCUGGCAACCUGCCAGAAAAUUUGUUUUUAAAUUUUCUUGCAAAAUUUGGCGGGGGAAAAUUUUAUUUCGCCGCCUUAUAACGGAGCAAAAGUAUUUGUAAUGGGAGAAUUACUGUCUGCCAAAGAUUUUGAAGAUGAUAAUUUGUAUAUUUUUAUGGAUUCAAGAUUGCCACCUAAUUGGCAAUAUAAUUUAGAAGAUUAUUAUGACCCAAGAGCUACAGAAACAGAUGUAAGCGACUUAAUUAACCGUGGGAAGUCAGUGACGCAUUGUUCAAGAGCUGUCCCCAGUGGGAAAAAUAGAAAACCCAUAUCUCAUUUUUGUUUCCCGGUCGCUUGAAAUUUAAUAGCAACUGACGAUGCUCUAUUUCGAGCUUGGCCUCAAGUCUGUGUCCAAGUUAACUCAGUUGACGACUAUGGCCGCCACCAUAUCUUAGGCUACGGCUUCUUUGAGAUCCCUAAUACUCCUGGAUUUCACAAAAUUUCGCUUCAAACCUGAAGGCCAAUUGAAUCAUUGCGCUCAGAAAUUUAUUCCUUUUACUUACUCCCCCUCCAUGAGCGAACCAAAAACCAUAAAAAAUAUCAGGUGCCCUCCGUGAGCAAACCAAAAAUUUUUAUGAAAAAAUAUUUUUGACAAAUAAGUGAUAACUAUUAUAAUGAAAUCUCUAGCUAGUUCUGUUUAAUUUUAAAAAGCUUUGCAUUUUUAAACAUAAAUUUUAUAAAUAAAACUAAUAUUUGCUUUAAAAUUAUUUUGAAGGAUUUUUUUUUAAAUUUUGAAAAAGCAAAUUACUAUAAACUUAUAUAUAAAAUAAAAUUAACUCCCCUCCGUAAGCUAAUAAAUUUUUUUGUUCGCUCACGGAGGGAGGAAAAUUAGGAGGGAGCGUCCGUAUAGAAAAUCCAUGGGAAUUAAGCAACACUUUUAGCUUUGAUGAAGAAGGAGAAAAAUCUGUGGUAAAUCGGUAUGGGCUGAGCACUCAAAGUGGAGGGUCUGUCCAGUUUCAGCUUUCAGUAGCCAUUCAGACACAAACUGAGCUAGAAAAACAAAGAGAAGCUGCCAAAAUUUUGAUACAUAAACAGCAAUCAGAGCUCGUGUGGAGAAGAAACGAGAAAAAGGCUAAAGUGGUAGUAGACAGGACAACUGCCCAAUAUAAAAUUGGAGAUUAUUAA
Molecule: messenger RNA, 1803 nt
Organism: Blepharisma stoltei
Lineage: Eukaryota; Ciliophora; Heterotrichea; Heterotrichida; Blepharismidae
Source: the annotation of a GenBank genome assembly